Messenger RNA from Copidosoma floridanum, 894 nucleotides. RefSeq names its product dipeptidase 1. Lineage: Eukaryota; Metazoa; Arthropoda; Insecta; Hymenoptera; Encyrtidae. The record is from RefSeq and is a predicted model, not a curated record. Gene Ontology annotation, biological process: proteolysis. Gene Ontology annotation, molecular function: metallodipeptidase activity.
AUGAUACAAAAUCUUCAUAUACAGAAAUUUGACAUGAAGACGGACAAUCGCAAUUUUUGGGUGGCUUUCGUUUCUUGCCAAUCUCAAUACAAAGACGCGGUGACGCUGACGCUCCGUCAAAUAGACGUGAUCAAGCGGCUGGUGAACAAAUACCCGAAAAACUUGGAACUCGUGACUGCAGCUGACAACAUAGAAACGUCAUGGAAAAAUGGAAAACUUGCUUCCCUCAUUGGCGUCGAAGGAGGACAUUCUCUUGAUUCCAACUUGGGGGUUUUGCGGCUCUACUACGAACUCGGAGUGCGCUACGUAACUCUGACCCAUUCCUGCAACACCCCAUGGGCCGAUGCAUCACCGUGGACUGACAAACCCGUCUACAACUUGACUGAAUUCGGAAAGUACGUCGUAUGGGAAAUGAAUCGCCUCGGUAUGCUUGCCGAUCUCUCGCACGUAUCCCACAACGUCAUGAGGGACGUGCUAAAUGUCACGAGGGCUCCAAUUAUUUUUUCUCACUCAUCGGCUUAUGCCAUUUGCAACAACUACAGGAAUGUCCCCAACGACGUCCUACUCAAAGUAAAAGAGAACGAGGGGAUUGUGAUGAUCAAUUUCUUCAAUGACUUUGUUAACUGUGAUAAAACGAGAAAUGCUACGAUUGACGAUGUCGUUGCGCACAUAAACUACGUUAGAAAUCUCAUUGGAGUGGAUCAUGUUGGUAUUGGCGCCGAUUACGAUGGAGUCGAAAACGCGCCCGAAGGACUCGAGGAUGUCAUCGCAAACGAUGAAUUGAGCAAGUUUCCAUUUGAAAAGAACCUCACAGAGGACAAGCGAAAUGUUGUCAACACCGAGUCAGUAAUCGGAUGGGCCAUAAUCAUAGAAACUUAUAAACGAUGUACCUAA